Molecule: messenger RNA, 975 nt
Organism: Parnassius apollo (apollo)
Lineage: Eukaryota; Metazoa; Arthropoda; Insecta; Lepidoptera; Papilionidae
Source: the annotation of a GenBank genome assembly
AUGGGAACAGUAUUCCAACAAUACAAUAUAGAGAUUGUGGAGAAGCUGUGCCGGCCACCGCCGCUGAUCCGUCCGUCGGUGUCGAUGGGCGCGGCGCCGCCUGAGGCCGUGGGCGUGAUGCGCCAGUGCUGGAGCGAGGCGGCCGAUCUGCGCCCCGACUUCAACCGUCUCUACGACAUAUUCCGACACAUGCACCGCGGCCGAAAAAUCAAUAUAGUCGACUCAAUGUUCGAGAUGUUGGAAAAAUAUAGCAAUAACUUAGAAGAACUUAUAAAGGAGAGAACGGAGCAAUUGGACAUGGAAAAGAAGAAAACCGAACAACUCCUCAACAGGAUGUUACCAAGGUCAGUUGCAGAGCGGCUAAUGUUGGGCUCACGCGUGGAGCCCGAGGAGUUUGAGGAGGUGUCCAUUUACUUCAGCGACAUCGUGGAGACGAUCGGCGACGCAUACAUGGUGGUGGGCGGGCUGCCCACGCGCGCGCUCGAUCACGCAGAGAGCGUGGCCACCAUGGCACUGCACCUGCUGCACCUGGCCGGUCGCUUCCGCGUGCGCCACUUGCCGGCGCAGCCGCUGCAUCUGUGCAUCGGCCUGCACUCGGGGCCCUGCUGCGCCGGCGUCGUCGGCCUCACCAUGCCGCGCUACUGCCUCUUCGGCGACACUGUCAACACCGCCUCGCGCAUGGAGUCCACCGGUGCGGCGUGGCGCAUCCAGGUGUCGGCGGCGACGGCGGGGCGGCUGGCGGCGGCGGGCGGCUACCAGCUGCGCUCGCGCGGUCUGCGUCACAUCAAGGGCAAGGGCGCCAUGCACACCUACUGGCUGCUGGGCAAGGACGGCUUCGACAGGCCGCUGCCCGUGCCGCCGCCGCUGCAAUCCGAGGAGGUUCUGUUCGAGUCAGACGGUGAGAACGAUAGUGAACGUUCAGGUGCCGAAGCCGCACCACUUCUUGAUCGAACAUCUACUGUUAAUAAAGAUUAA